Messenger RNA from Homarus americanus (American lobster), 1177 nucleotides. Its product is annotated as phospholipid hydroperoxide glutathione peroxidase-like. Lineage: Eukaryota; Metazoa; Arthropoda; Malacostraca; Decapoda; Nephropidae. Gene Ontology annotation, molecular function: glutathione peroxidase activity. The record is from RefSeq and is a predicted model, not a curated record. Gene Ontology annotation, biological process: response to oxidative stress. The transcript has 6 exons.
GAGACACUGCACAGUACAGUACAGUACUGUCCAUUAGUGGUUCAUUAAUUGAAGAUCAACAUAAUAUCUGUUUUAAGAAGUGGUCACUUACAGCAGCAUUAGUACUGUACUACCAGUAUACAGUACUGUAGAGUCUUUUGGAAUAAUAAUUAUUAAACUUCCAUAACACAGAGUGCUCAAAGUUUAUUGGCAAUAAGCGGAGGUGCAUCUUUGGCAGCUUACGCAAGACCUCUAGUCAUGGCAUCAGGGGGCUCAUCAUUUUAUGACUUCAGUGCUCCUGACAUUGAUGGUAAUGACGUGGCAAUGGAGAAAUAUAGGGGCCACGUCUGCAUUGUGGUGAAUGUGGCGAGUAAGUGAGGUAAAACUGCCGUGAACUACACCGAACUGGUGCAGCUUCACGAGAAAUAUGAAGCCAAAGGACUGUGUAUCCUUGGCUUCCCUUGCAACCAGUUUGGAAGCCAGGAACCUGGUACAGAGGAAGAAAUUAAGAAGUUUGCUGAAAGCUAUGGAGUAAAGUUUGACAUGUUCUCCAAAGUUAAAGUGAAUGGGAAUGAUGCCCAUCCUCUGUGGAAUUUCCUCAAGUCUAAGCAAGGAGGAAUUCUUGGCAACUUUAUCAAAUGGAACUUCACCAAAUUUUUAAUUGACAAGGAAGGAAUACCAGUGUCUCGCUAUUCUCCACAAACUAACCCAAUUCCAACAAUUGAAAAAGAUUUAGAGAAACUUCUGUAAGCCUUCAAUGUGGGUCAUGGUGUGUGGGGAAACUGAUGCAGAGGUGCUCAAGCAUUCUUCCAAUGCCUUCAAAUGAUAGAUAAACAAAGAAGAUUAGAAGAGUUGCUAUGAAGGUUUGCAGGUAAACUUAUAUCUUAAGACUUGUAGACUGGAUGUUUUGGCUCUAAAUUAUCUUUGUCUUGUCUUGUUGUGUUGUGCAUCUGUUGUUUGCUCCAAUAUAUACAUUAAGCUUAUGAGCAUCUUCCAAAUGUUUUAACUAAUGAAAUAGAAAUAGAGACUGAAACUUAUGUCCUGUUGCAGAUGUCAAUAGUGAGGGACUUGUGCCAUAAAAUAUCUAGUCGUUUGUCACCGGGUAUUAAUAUAAUUAUGUAUUUGUUGUUUGCUUUUUCAUUGAAGCCCUGUAUUGCAUCUUCAGUUGUCAUAAUAAAUGCUCAAUAAAUAAAUCAAA